Molecule: messenger RNA, 930 nt
Organism: Jaculus jaculus (lesser Egyptian jerboa)
Lineage: Eukaryota; Metazoa; Chordata; Mammalia; Rodentia; Dipodidae
Product: olfactory receptor 4L1-like
Exons: 1
Coding region: 1-930 (309 amino acids)
Biological process (GO): G protein-coupled receptor signaling pathway
Cellular component (GO): membrane
Molecular function (GO): G protein-coupled receptor activity; olfactory receptor activity
Source: RefSeq, a predicted model, not a curated record
AUGGAUUAUAAAAAUGGAUCUACUGUGACUGAGUUUAUUUUAGUAGGAUUUUCUGGAGAAUGGAAACUUCAAAUUUUCUUCUUUGUGGUAUUUUCCUUGCUCUAUGGCGCUACUGUUGUGGGAAACACUCUCAUUAUGAUCACAGUGACAUUUAGUUCCACCCUUAAUUCUCCUAUGUACUUCCUUCUUGGAAACCUCUCCUUCUUGGACAUGUGUCUUUCCACUGUCACAACACCCAAGAUGAUCACAAACUUGCUUGCUGAGCACAAGACCAUCUCUGUAGGGGGAUGCAUGGCCCAGAUGUUCUUCAUGCACUUCUUUGGAGGUGCAGAGAUGACACUCUUGAUAGUCAUGGCCUUUGACAGAUAUGUGGCCAUAUGCAAACCCCUUCACUAUAGGACAAUCAUGAGCCACAAGUUGCUGAAUGGUUUUGUCAUACUUUCAUGGAUAAUUGGCUUCAUACACACCAUGAGCCAGAUGAUGUUACUAGUGAACUUACCUUUCUAUGGCAACAAUGUUGUAAACAGCAUAUUUUGUGAUUUUCCACUAGUGAUCAAGCUUGCCUGUGCUGAGACAUAUACUCUGGAAUUAUUUGUCAUUGCUGAUAGUGGACUGCUAUCUUUUAUCUGUUUCAUCCUCUUGCUUGUCUCCUACACUGUCAUUUUGGUUACUGUAAAACAGAAAUCAUCUGGAGGGCUCUCCAAGGCUUUGUCCACAUUGUCUGCCCAUAUUAUGGUGGUCACUCUAUACUUUGGACCCUGUAUCUUUAUAUAUAUCUGGCCAUUUGGUAGUUUUGCAAGCAAUAAAAUGCUAGCUGUAUUUUACACUGUUAUCACACCCAUGCUCAAUCCUUGUAUUUAUACACUGAGAAAUCAAAAAAUGCAAACAUCUAUGAGAAAAUUAUGGUUCCAACAUUUUAUCUUCACAUAG